GUGGCGUGAGCCUGGCCGGAGCCCUUGGGUGAAUCUGUUAGGCGUGGAGAGGGAGUGAUGUCUUCCAGGCUCGGUGCAGUACCCGCCACUCCGGGACCCACGACCUUUAAGCAGCAGAGGAGCACGAGGAUCGUGGGAGCGAAGAAUAGCAGGACCCAGUGCUCCAUAAAGGAUAAUAGUUUCCAGUACACUAUUCCUCACGAUGACUCCUUAAGCGGCUCCUCAUCUGCUUCAUCAUGUGAGCCAGUGAGUGAUUUCCCAGCAUCCUUCCGAAAAUCUACCUAUUGGAUGAAGAUGAGGAGAAUCAAGACAGCUGCAGCGUCCCAUGUUGAAGGGUCAGGUGGAAUAUCAACCAAAGGUAAAAGAAAACCCAGGCAGGAAGAAGAUGAGGACUAUCGAGAAUUUCCUCAGAAGAAGCAUAAGCUUUAUGGGAGGAAACAACGGCCUAAAACUCAGCCUAACCCCAAGUCCCAGGCUCGUCGUAUUCGGAAGGAACCCCCGGCUUAUGCAGCAGGCAGUUUGGAGGAGCAGUGGUACUUAGAAAUCGUGGAUAAAGGCAGUGUCUCCUGCCCUACCUGCCAGGCAGUGGGGAGGAAGACCAUAGAGGGCUUAAAGAAGCAUAUGGAGAACUGCAAGCAGGAAAUGUUUACUUGUCAUCAUUGUGGGAAACAGCUUCGUUCACUCGCAGGGAUGAAGUAUCACGUCAUGGCAAAUCAUAACAGCUUGCCCAUUUUGAAGGCUGGUGAUGAGAUAGAUGAGCCAAGUGAGAGGGAGCGGCUCCGAACAGUUUUGAAGAGACUGGGCAAGCUCAGGUGCAUGCGGGAGAGUUGCUCUAGUAGCUUCACCAGCAUCAUGGGAUAUCUGUACCAUGUCAGGAAGUGUGGCAAAGGGGCUGCAGAGCUGGAGAAGAUGACCCUGAAAUGUCACCAUUGUGGAAAGCCAUACAGGUCCAAGGCUGGACUAGCCUAUCACCUGAGGUCAGAGCACGGGCCUAUCUCCUUCUUUCCAGAGUCAGGGCAGUCAGAAUGCUUAAAGGAGAUGAGCCUGGAGUCAAAAGGUGGGGGCCGAGUUCAGAGGCGUUCUGCCAAGAUAGCAGUCUACCACCUGCAGGAGCUAGCUUCUGCUGAACUGGCCAAGGAAUGGCCUAAGAGGAAGGUGCUUCAGGAUCUGGUGCCCGAUGAUCGGAAGUUAAAAUACACUCGUCCCGGGCUACCUACCUUCAGCCAGGAAGUCCUGCACAAAUGGAAGUCAGAUAUUAAGAAGUAUCAUCGCAUUCAGUGUCCUAACCAGGGUUGUGAGGCUGUCUACAGUAGUGUUUCUGGCCUUAAAGCUCAUCUGGGCUCUUGUACAUUGGGAACCUUUGUUGCUGGAAAAUAUAAGUGUCUUCUAUGUCAGAAAGAAUUUGUAUCAGAGAGUGGUGUCAAGUAUCAUAUCAACUCUGUCCACGCUGAGGACUGGUUCGUUGUAAACCCAACAACCACCAAAAGCUUUGAAAAGCUGAUGAAGAUAAAGCAGCGGCAGCAGGAGGAGGAGAAGCGGAGGCAGCAGCACAGGAGCAGAAGGUCUCUGAGACGGCGGCAGCAGCCAGCCAUGGAGCUGCCUGAGGCAGAGCUGAGUCUUAGAGCAGGGAAGGGUCAGAGGAGGAGUAAUGAGGAACUGCUAGUGUCAACCUCCUGUAAGGAAGCAGAGCAGGAGGCAGUGCCAGCACAGUUCCAGAAAGUAAAGCUCUCAAAGACGAAUCAUAAACGAGGAAGGAAGUAGACAGUCAGUGAGAAGCGCUCCCAGGAGCGUGGAUGUGGUGCUGCCGUCACAGGCACCCGUGCUGGGGGUCGGGUCGUGGGGCUGGUGAGGAGACUACUCUUUCAGCUGUCGAAGACUGUGACCUUCUCAGCUCCUUCCUCCAGUGUAAAUUUCACUGUUUUCCCUCCUUAUUCUCUGUCACCCCCUUUUGCUCCCCCACCCCCUUUGGGUAGGUUUCUCUGCUAUUCCUCAUUGAAGUCCUCUUGUUUUUCCUUAUUGUGCCCAAAGAGUCCCCUCUUAAGGUCAACUAUAGGCUCCUCUUGCCCUGUGUAAGACUAAAAACCUUGUUUGGUUGUCCUUUCCUUCCUGGGGUGUAGAAUGUUCUCGGAAGCUCCAUUGACUUAGUAGUCACUCCAUCAUCUAGAUUGUGAAGUAAUUCCAAACUAAUUUCUUAAAACUAAGGCUGAUUUACCAUUUUGUAUUUGUGAUAUAAUAAGCCUACAAGCUAGGACUGUUGUCCAUCAUGUAAUGGGGUUACUGGCUCCUUGGAAAGCAAACUUUAUUGAGAUUUUGUUCUCUCCAUAUGGUUUAGGUUUGAAAGUAAGAAAAUGGGUUUUAGGUUACAAAAGCUAGAAGCGCCCUACAUUGGUGUGACUGGGAUGCUUUACCUCAACAGGCAAUGACUAGAACCAUAGGUAUGACAAGCAGGUGUAGGAGGAAUGUGUCCCAAUGUUAAACAUGACCGGAAAGAAGAAAAUAGAAAAAGCAAUAAAUACCACCUCUGCUCUCCGAGGGCUUGAUGCUUCAUCUGUUGCUAUGGUCAGUGCCCUUCCGUAGCUGUUUUGUCCUGCGGUUUUAAGGAUUGAGAAAUACCGUGUUGGCUCUGACGUUUUGACACAGUACCCUGUGUUCCUGAUCGUGCCACUAAGAUUGGUAGCCAGGGUCCUUCUCCCCUGGACUUGACCUCACUUGUUAGUCUGCACCCGCUGAACCCUGUCCCACCCUUUAGCCAACCCCUGUCUCUGAAUUUUCUGAUAAUAUUGUCCUCUGUGCCCUUUUAUAUGUGGAAUUGUAUCUUCUUUAUAUCCUGAGACUUUGGCACCAGAUGUAGAUAUUUAUCUGGAGUUGGAAAGAAAAAUUCUUUUUUCUGUACCUCAUGCCUGCCUGGUAAUGUGUGAUGGGCUACUUCUCUUUGAAGCUGACCUUCUCUGGAACCUUGGUUAGAGCAGCUCUGUUGUUGUGUUUCUGGAUUCUCUUCCCCUUUUUCAUAAAUAUUGGUCUUAUAUAUUUCUGUGAAGCAAGGGGCCCUUAGCCCUGGAUAUGGACAAGUACUACCUUCAAAUUCUGAAUGACUGUUACUAUUCCUAUCUCUUCUCUGCACUCUUCCAUAUAGCUUUAAAAUGUGGGCUUUUGUGAAGACCACUUUCAAACAAGGGAACAUUGAAACCUGAUUUGAAUACUGCCAGAAUAGGUAUUUUUGAAACAAGUGAAGGAUGUGGUAUAUCCAUUCUGUAUUUCGUUGGCAGUUUCACCCUUAAAGCCCUUUCAGUAGAUGAGGAUUGUCAGGGAGGAGAAAUGAAGAAACUGUGUUAAUUUCUGGUGAGUAAGACUUGGGAAUGUUUGGCAAUGACAAGAAUAAAUGGCUC
Condylura cristata (star-nosed mole) is the source of this 3386-nucleotide messenger RNA. RefSeq names its product zinc finger protein 512 (gene ZNF512). The record is from RefSeq and is a predicted model, not a curated record. Lineage: Eukaryota; Metazoa; Chordata; Mammalia; Eulipotyphla; Talpidae. The transcript is spliced from 14 exons. The coding region runs from base 58 to 1761 and encodes 567 amino acids. Gene Ontology annotation, molecular function: zinc ion binding.